AUGACUGGACCCUUUCACUUGGGAACUGACUUGAACGCCAAGAAGGGCAAGUACAUGCUCGUUGCACCAUUCACCUGGCUUGGACCAGGCCAGCUCCCUGAUGACUUUCAGGAGGAGGAUCCGCACGAUGUUCCAGCAGAUGCUCCAGAGAUUGACGAUCCUGAGGCGGAGGAGGUGGAAAUUGAAGAUGCGGACGAUGUCUGGGGGGAGCGUCAAGCAGAGCAUGAACAAAGAGCCAUGGUGAUCAGGGGAAAGGUGGCUUUGAAUCAUCUCUCCUAUGGCGGAGCUCUUCACGGAGAAGUGGAGGAUGUUAGCUUGGAUGAUGUGAAGAAAGAAGAGGAGAAGGAGGAGGAAGUCCUGAAGACCCGCAAGGUAAUAGGAGAGGAGAUGAAGUUCGCCAUCGAGGAUGAUCCCAUUGGUUCCUACCUCACUGUGGAUGCCAUUGCUGCCCUCAAAGAGACGACAGUCAACACCAUUCCGGAAGAAGCGCUUCAAACGAAGAUCGUUGCACAACAUGAAGUUCGAAGAAACCUUCAAGAAUGGAUCGAGCUGAUCAAGGCUGAACUCAAAGCCUUGUUUGAAACCAAGAAAGCUUUGCUUGCUAUUGACUUGCUGGUCCGCAGUCUGGGGGAGGUGUCACAAGAGACUGAUGGGAAUGUUUUGGGAAAUGAUGAAAAGAAAGGUGAGAAAGAAUCGAAUGGAGUUUUGUCAAAGGCUGAGAAGGCCAAGAAGGCACUGAAAGCGAUCAGUUUGGUUGCCCAGAUGGCUAUCGCCAAGGGACAGAAUGACGGUCAGAUUCAGCUUUGGCAGCCGAGUUUCCACUGCAAACUUUCAGUGAUCCAUCCACUGUACUUGCCUGGUUUGCCAUUUAUCCGUACAUCAGCCGAAUCACGUUGGCUGAGUCAGGAACGAAUGUGGUUCCGAGACCGAGCCUUCUUUUCCAUUCAGUACCACCUGAAAAUCGACACGGAGAAAACAUAA
Molecule: messenger RNA, 981 nt
Organism: Cladocopium goreaui
Lineage: Eukaryota; Dinophyceae; Suessiales; Symbiodiniaceae
Source: the annotation of a GenBank genome assembly